This is a messenger RNA of Oncorhynchus keta (chum salmon), 4009 nucleotides long. RefSeq lists its product as uncharacterized. The record is from RefSeq and is a predicted model, not a curated record. The coding region runs from base 2230 to 3264 and encodes 344 amino acids. Lineage: Eukaryota; Metazoa; Chordata; Actinopteri; Salmoniformes; Salmonidae. The transcript is spliced from 10 exons.
GAGAGCAGAGGAGGAGAGUUGGGAAAGAGGGCAGAGGAGGAGCGUUGGGAAAGAGGGCAGAGGAGGAGAGGUGGGAAAGAGGGCAGAGGUGGAGAGGUGGGAAAGGGAGCAGAGGUGGAGAGGUGGGAAAGAGGGCAGAGGAGGAGAGGUGGGAAAGAGGGCAGAGGAGGAGAGGUGAGAAAGAGGGCAGAGGAGGAGAGGUGGGAAAGAGGGCAGAGGAGGAGAGGUGAGAAAGAGGGCAGAGGAGGAGAGGUGGGAAAGAGGGCAGAGGAGGAGAGGUGGGAAAGAGGGCAGAGGAGGAGAGGUGGGAAAGAGGGCAGAGGAGGAGAGGUGGGAAAGAGGGCAGAGGAGGAGAGGUGGGAAAGAGAGCAGAGGUGGAGAGGUGGGAAAGAGGGCAGAGGAGGAGAGGUGGGAAAGAGAGCAGAGGUGUAGAAGUGGGAGAGGUCGGAAAGAGAGCAGAGGAGGAGAGGUGGGAAAGAGAGCAGAGGAGGAGAUGUGGGAAAGAGAGCAGAUGAGGAGAGGUGGGAAAGAGAGCAGAUGAGGAGAGGUGGGAAAGAGAGCAGAGGAGGAGAGGUGUGAAAGAGAGCAGAGGAGGAGAGGUGGGAAAGAGAGCAGAGGAGGAGAGGUGGGAAAGAGGGCAGAUGAGGAGAGGUGGGAAAGAGAGCAGAUGAGGAGAGGUGGGAAAGAGGGCAGAGGAGGAGAGGUGGGAAAGAGGGCAGAGGAGGAGAGGUGGGAAAGAGGGCAGAGGAGGAGAGGUGGGAAAGAGAGCAGAGGAGGAGAGGUGGGAAAGAGAGCAGAUGUGGAGAGGUGGGCGAGGUGGGAAAGAGAGCAGAGGAGGAGAGGUGAGAAAGAGGGCAGAGGAGGAGAGGUGAGAAAGAGGGCAGAGGAGGAGAGGUGAGAAAGAGGGCAGAGGAGGAGAGGUGAGAAAGAGGGCAGAGGAGGAGAGGUGAGAAAGAGGGCAGAGGAGGAGAGGUGAGAAAGAGGGCAGAGGAGGAGAGGUGAGAAAGAGGGCAGAGGAGGAGAGGUGAGAAAGAGGGCAGAGGAGGAGAGGUGAGAAAGAGGGCAGAGGAGGAGAGGUGGAACAGAGGGCAGAGGAGGAGAGGUGGGAAAGAAGGCAGAGGAGGAGAGGUUGGAAAGAGAGCAGAGGAGGAGAGGUGGGAAAGAGAGCAGAUGUGGAGAGGUGGGCGAGGUGGGAAAGAGAGCAGAUGUGGAGAGGUGGGCGAGGUGGGAAAGAGAGCAGAGGAGGAGAGGUGAGAAAGAGGGCAGAGGAGGAGAGGUGGGAAAGAGGGCAGAGGAGGAGAGGUGAGAAAGAGGGCAGAGGAGGAGAGGUGAGAAAGAGGGCAGAGGAGGAGAGGUGAGAAAGAGGGCAGAGGAGGAGAGGUGAGAAAGAGGGCAGAGGAGGAGAGGUGAGAAAGAGGGCAGAGGAGGAGAGGUGAGAAAGAGGGCAGAGGAGGAGAGGUGAGAAAGAGGGCAGAGGAGGAGAGGUGAGAAAGAGGGCAGAGGAGGAGAGGUGGAACAGAGGGCAGAGGAGGAGAGGUGGAAAAGAAGGCAGAGGAGGAGAGGUGGGAAAGAGAGCAGAGGAGGAGAGGUGGGAAAGAGAGCAGAGGAGGAGAGGUGGGAAAGAGAGCAGAGGAGGAGAGGUGGGAAAGAGAGCAGAGGAGGAGAGGUGGGAAAGAGGGCAGAGGAGGAGAGGUGGGAAAGAGGGCAGAGGUGGAGAGUUGGGAAAGAGAGCAGAGGUGGAGAGGUGGGAAAGAAAGCAGAGGUGGAGAGGUGGGAAAGAGAGCAGAAGUGGAGAGGUGGGAAAGAGAGCAGAGGUGGAGAGGUGGGAAAGAGAGCAGAAGUGGAGAGGUGGGAAAGAGAGCAGAAGUGGAGAGGUGGGAACGAGAGCAGAGGUGGAGAGGUGGGAAAGAGAGCAGAGGAGGAGAGGUGGGAAAGAGAGCAGAGGUGGAGAGGUGGGAAAGAGAGCAGAGGAGGAGAGGUGGGAAAGAGAGCAGAUGAGGAGAGGUGGGAAAGAGAGCAGAUGAGGAGAGGUGGGAAAGAGAGCAGAUGAGGAGAGGUGGGAAAGAGAGCAGAGGUGGAGAGGUGGGAAAGAGAGCAGAGGUGGAGAGGUGGGAAAGAGAGCAGAGGUGGAGAGGUGGGAAAGAGAGAAGAGGUGGGAGAGGUGGGAAAGAGAGCAGAUGAGGAGAGGUGGGAAAGAGAGCAGAUGAGGAGAGGUGGGAAAGAGAGCAGAUGAGGAGAGGUGGGAAAGAGAGCAGAAGUGGAGAGGUGGGAAAGAGGGCAGAGGAGGAGAGGUGGGAAAGAGGGCAGAGGAGGAGAGGUGGGAAAGAGGGCAGAGGAGGAGAGGUGGGAAAGAGGGCAGAGGAGGAGAGGUGGGAAAGAGGGCAGAGGAGGAGAGGUGGGAAAGAGGGCAGAGGAGGAGAGGUGGGAAAGAGGGCAGAGGAGGAGAGGUGGGAAAGAGGGCAGAGGAGGAGAGGUGGGAAAGAGGGCAGAGGAGGAGAGGUGGGAAAGAGGGCAGAGGAGGAGAGGUGGGAAAGAGGGCAGAGGAGGAGAGGUGGGAAAGAGGGCAGAGGAGGAGAGGUGGGAAAGAGGGCAGAGGAGGAGAGGUGGGAAAGAGAGCAGAGGAGGAGAGGUGGGAAAGAGAGCAGAGGAGGAGAGGUGGGAAAGAGAGCAGAUGAGGAGAGGUGGGAAAGAGAGCAGAUGAGGAGAGGUGGGAAAGAGGGCAGAGGAGGAGAGGUGGGAAAGAGGGCAGAGGAGGAGAGGUGGGAAAGAGGGCAGAGGUGGAGAGGUGGGAAAGAGAGCAGAGGUGGGAAAGAGGGCAGAAGAGUAGAGGUGGAAAAGAGAGCAGAGGAGGAGAGGUGGGCGAGGUGGAAAAGAGAGCAGAGGAGGAGAGGUGGGCGAGGUGGAAAAGAGAGCAGAGGAGGAGAGGUGGGAGAGGUGGGAAAGAGAGCAGAGGAGGAGAGGUGGGAAAGAGAGCAGAGGAGGAGAGGUGGGAAAGAGAGCAGAGGAGGAGAGGUGGGAAAGAGAGCAGAUGAGGAUAGGUGGGAACGAGAGCAGAGGUGGAGAGGUGGGAACGAGAGCAGAGGUGGAGAGGUGGGAAAGAGAGCAGAGGAGGAGAGGUGGGAAAGAGAGCAGAGGAGGAGAGGUGGGAAAGAGAGCAGAGGAGGAGAGGUGGGAAAGAGAGCAGAGGUGGGAGAGGUGGGAAAGAGAGCAGAGGAGAGGUGGGAAAGAGAGCAGAUGAGGAGAGGUGGGAAAGAGAGCAGAUGAGGAGAGGUGGGAAAGAGGGCAGAGGAGGAGAGGUGGGAAAGAGAGCAGAAGUGGAGAGGUGGGAAAGAGAGCAGAGGUGGAGAGGUGGGAAAGAGAGCAGAGGUGGGAAAGAGGGCAGAGGAGUAGAGGUGGAAAAGAGAGCAGAGGAGGAGAGGUGGGCGAGGUGGAAAAGAGAGCAGAGGAGGAGAGGUGGGAGAGGUGGGAAAGAGAGCAGAGGAGGAGAGGUGGGCGAGGUGGGAAAGAGAGCAGAGGAGGAGAGGUGGGCGAGGUGGGAAAGAGAGCAGAGGAGGAGAGGUGGGCGAGGUGGGAAAGAGAGCAGAGGAGGAGAGGUGGGAAAGAGAGCAGAGGAGGAGAGGUGGGAAAGAGAGCAGAUGAGGAUAGGUGGGAACGAGAGCAGAGGUGGAGAGGUGGGAACGAGAGCAGAGGUGGAGAGGUGGGAAAGAGAGCAGAGGAGGAGAGGUGGGAAAGAGAGCAGAAGUGGAGAGGUGGGAAAGAGAGCAGAGGAGGAGAGGUGGGAAAGAGGGCAGAGGUGGAGAGGUGGGAAAGAGGGCAGAGGUGGAGAGGUGGGAAAGAGAGCAGAGGUGGAGAGGUGGGAAAGAGAGCAGAGGAGGAGAGGUGGGAAAGAGGGCAGAGGUGGAGAGGUGGGAAAGAGGGCAGAGGUGGAGAGGUGGGAAAGAGAGCAGAGGUGGAGAGGUGGGAAAGAGGGCAGAGGUGGAGAGGUGGGAAAGAGAGCAGAGGUGGAGAG